Messenger RNA from Sphenostylis stenocarpa, 219 nucleotides. Lineage: Eukaryota; Viridiplantae; Streptophyta; Magnoliopsida; Fabales; Fabaceae. The record is from the annotation of a GenBank genome assembly.
AUGCGGAGAUGGUUCGAGGGAAGACGAGAUGGGGCGGUGUGGCUAGGAGGUGAGUCGAAGAUGAAGCGGAUGAUUGCUAUGGUGGUGCGUUGCGCGAAUCUAGGGUCGUGUCGUUGUCAGGGUUCGAGUAAGAAUGAUACUGCGAAGGCUAGGACUGACUCGUGGUGGCUUGGGGCACAACGAAGGUGUUGGCACGACGAAAUCGAGGGUCCGCAGUGA